AGAAUUCGAUCAUAGAAAACUUCAAUUUAGGAUUAGGGUUUCUUCAUUCUCCGCAAUUUUGAGGACAUGUCAGGGAAACGGGUCAUAGCAAUAUGUAUGUCUGGUGGGGAAUUUCAGACAGAGAAAGGCGGAUCGCUGUCUUACAAGGGCGGCGAUGCUCACGCGAUAGAUGUCGACGAGCAGAUGAAAUUCAUAGACUUUAUCUCAGAAAUUGGGGAGAUGUUUAAUUGCGACGUCAGGACAGUUUCUCUAAAAUACUUUCUCCCGGAUAACAAGAAAACGCUCAUCUCGAUAUCCAACGAUAAAGAUUUGAAACGGAUGAUCAAAUUUCACGAGAACUCAAACACCGCUGAUGUCUAUCUUUUACCCGAAGAAGCUACUCCCGAUAUUUCAAACAUGCCAGCUAGCAGAUCAAGCAGAACAACAUUGUCUGAAGCGAUUGCCCCGAUUCCUAUGGACGACAUGAUAGAUGACACAAUGGGACCAGAAGAUCUUCCCAUCUCGAUCUCAGUUUCAGCUCCUCCCGCUGUAACUAUGGAGCAAGUCAUGAACCGAGCUGAAGAUGCACAAAUUGUUAUUAAUCCAUCCGAAUUGAUGUCAUCGAUUGUUGAAGUCCCGAAUCCAACAGGAGAUAUUCUCACAAAGGCAAGAACACAGCAGUGGCAGAACACAAUCACAGGAGUGGGUCAACGGUUUAAAAACGUUGGGGAGUUCCGUGAAGCCCUGAGGAAAUACGCCAUAGCAAAUCAAUUUGGAUUCCGCUACAAAAAGAAUGAUAGCCACCGAGUGACAGUUAAAUGUAAAGCCGAAGGUUGUCCUUGGAGGAUCCAUGCUUCAAGGCUGUCAACAACUCAGCUGAUCUGUAUUAAAAAAAUGAAUCCGACACAUACUUGUGAAGGGGCGGGUGGAAUUAAUGGGCUUCAGACGAGUAGAAGCUGGGUUGCUAGCAUUAUCAAGGAGAAGCUGAAAGUCUUUCCUAACUAUAAACCGAAAGACAUCGUCAGCGACAUCAAGGAAGAGUAUGGGAUUCAGCUGAAUUACUUUCAGGCAUGGCGUGGUAAAGAAAUUGCAAGAGAGCAGCUUCAAGGAUCUUACAAGGACGGUUACAAACAGCUUCCGCUGUUCUGCGAGAAGAUAAUGGAAACUAAUCCGGGCAGUCUCGCUACGUUCACAACGAAGGAAGAUUCAAGUUUUCACCGUGUUUUUGUUUCGUUUCACGCCUCGGUUCAUGGCUUUCUCGAGGCCUGUCGACCACUUGUGUUUCUCGACAGUAUGCCGUUGAAAUCGAAGUAUCAGGGGACUUUAUUAGCUGCGACUUCUGUGGAUGGGGACGACGAAGUGUUUCCUCUGGCUUUUGCAGUGGUCGAUGCGGAGACGGAUGAUAACUGGGAAUGGUUCUUGCUUCAGCUGAGAUCUCUGCUGUCCACGCCUUGCUAUAUAACUUUCGUUGCUGAUCGACAGAAGAAUCUGCAGGAAUCGAUCCCAAAAGUGUUUGAGAAGUCGUUUCACGCAUAUUGUUUGCGGUAUUUGACUGACGAACUCAUCAGAGACUUGAAAGGACCAUUCUCUCAUGAGAUCAAGCGGUUAAUCGUCGACGACUUUUACUCUGCAGCUUACGCUCCUAGAGCUGAUUCAUUCGAGAGGCAUGUUGAGAACAUCAAAGGCCUCUCACCGGAAGCUUAUGAUUGGAUUGUGCAAAAAAGCCAGCCUGAUCAUUGGGCCAACGCUUACUUCCGUGGUGCCCGGUACAAUCACAUGACUUCACACUCAGGCGAACCGUUCUUUAGCUGGGCUUCCGACGCCAACGAUCUACCAAUAACUCAAAUGGUUGAUGUGAUCCGUGGGAAAAUCAUGGGAUUGAUCCACGUGAGACGGAUUAGUGCCACCGAAGCCAAUGGAAAUUUGACUCCUUCCAUGGAAGUAAAGCUAGAGAAGGAGAGUGUAAGAGCGCAAACGGUUCACGUAGCGCCAUCAGCAGAUAACAACUUGUUCCAAGUCCGUGGAGAGACGUAUGAGCUCGUGAACAUGGCAGAGUGUGACUGUAGCUGCAAAGGGUGGCAGUUAACAGGUUUGCCGUGUCACCACGCGGUCGCGGUUAUAAACUAUUACGGACGUAAUCCGUAUGAUUACUGUUCGAAAUAUUUCACUGUUGCGUACUACAGGUCAACGUAUUCACAGUCGAUAAAUCCGGUUCCGUUAUUAGAAGGAGAGAUGUGUCGAGAGAGUUCUGGGGGUUCGGCAGUGACGGUAACGCCUCCACCAACAAGGAGACCGCCAGGGAGGCCGCCGAAGAAGAAAACGCCUGCGGAAGAAGUGAUGAAGCGGCAGCUGCAAUGUAGUAGGUGCAAGGGACUUGGUCACAACAAGUCAACUUGUAAAGACUAUCUUCUUGAAUGUUAGUUUUUUGGAAUUCUCUCCACUUUGUUUUUUUUUUUUUUACUAACUUAUUUUUCUUUUCAACUUUUGUCAACUUUUUUUUUAAGUGAUCAAUUUGUAAGAAAGAAGUUUUUUCAUU
Messenger RNA from Arabidopsis arenosa, 2515 nucleotides. NCBI's taxonomy places the organism in Eukaryota, Viridiplantae, Streptophyta, Magnoliopsida, Brassicales, Brassicaceae. The record is from the annotation of a GenBank genome assembly.